AUGAAGAUCGCAAACGUCCUCGGCCUCAUGGUCGCCGGCCUUGCUGCUGCUUCCUUUGCCACUGUCCUCAACAUUGGUGUCCAUGAGAAGGUCGUUGCAGCCUUGGCAGCCAGAGACAUGUCCCUUGACGAAAUCAACAACAUCAUCAAUCUCAUGCCUCGCCAAGAACCAGUCACUGUCACCGUCGUUCCAAAUGGUUGUCCUCCCUAUGGCACUCUGUCCACCUCUACCCCAGCUGUUCCAACCGUUCCUCUCACCACCGAAGUCACCGUUACCUCGUCUGUCACGUCCAUGGUCACCACUAUUACUCCAACUGCGCCCGUCACUCCUACCUCUGUUGCUAGCAGUGAGACUCCGGUUGAGACUCCUGUUGUUCCACCCACACCUGCUGUUUCGACUGUUGAGACCACUCUCGUUACUCCGACUCCGCCUGUGGAGAGUAGCGUUCCAGCUACAUCCGAGUCCAAUACCCCAACCCCAUCUGAGAGUAGCUCUGUUGUUGGGACCACUUCGUCUUCAACCUUCACCCAGACCAGCCUCUCCACUCCUCCCACUCAGACCACAGCCACUGCUACUACCUCCACUGGCAUUCCGCAAGCUCCCAACGCUGGUGGUGCUGGAACUAUUGGUGUCAACCUUGGCUUGGCCGGUUUGAUGGCUGUGUUGGCCGUGGCCUGA
This is a messenger RNA of Cladophialophora bantiana CBS 173.52, 678 nucleotides long. RefSeq lists its product as uncharacterized. Lineage: Eukaryota; Fungi; Ascomycota; Eurotiomycetes; Chaetothyriales; Herpotrichiellaceae. The transcript is spliced from 4 exons. The record is from RefSeq and is a predicted model, not a curated record. Bases 1 to 678 code for a protein of 225 amino acids.